GGACUGGGUUAGAAGAUACUCAGGGGUGCUGCAAGCUGCGAGUCUGUCUAGAUGUGAAUCCGCGGAAGGCAUGUCAGUGAGAAACCUGCAAUUUUAAACACAGAGAACUUGAUCAGAAAACCGAAUACAAUGGUUGCAAUCUAGCUAAAAGAUUGAGACUUUGGGUGUUUCACAGCUAGUCUCUGACAGGCAGAAAUUCCAUAAGGGCAGCUUUUCCUGGCAUGCAGAAAUAGCGACUGAAAAAACCUGCAUAUAUUUAAACUGAAGCUUCAGAGCACAGUUUUUAAAGGUUUAAAAUAACUUUACUGCAAUAGAAGACGUUUACUGCAAUAGAAGACAAGCGUUCUCCAGAUAUGGAGGAUGAUAUUGAACCUCUCCUGGUCCCUGUUGGUGGAGAUGAAGAUGAUGUUGGAGUUCUCAAUAUUCAGUUUAACCCAGAAGACCUUAAGUGCAAAAGGCCAUUCCAUGUAGAACCCACAAAUAUUGUUAGCAUGAACGACGACAUGCAGAGAGUUUCAGAUGAAGCUUCAGCAAUGAAUAAGCGGAUACACUACUAUAGCAGGCUGUCUUCACCGUCAGACAGAGCACUGGUGGCUCCUGAUCAUGUAGUUCCUGAUCCAGAUGAAAUCUAUGUGUACAGUCCCUCAGGAACGGCUUUCAAAAUAGACGGCUGUGCUGACGGUUAUGGCAAAAACUCAAGCAUGGUAACCAUUUUCAUGAUCUGGAACACAAUGAUGGGUACAUCUAUACUAAGUAUUCCCUGGGGAAUAAAACAGGCAGGAUUUACUACUGGUGUUGUUAUUAUUUUGCUAAUGGGCCUGUUGACCCUUUACUGCUGCUACAGAGUUGUGAAAUCAAGGUCAAUGAUACCUUCAACAGAUACUUCUGCUUGGGAAUUCCCAGAUGUUUGCCAGUAUUAUUUUGGAUCAUUUGGCCAGUGGUCCAGUCUUUUAUUUUCAUUGGUGUCACUUAUUGGAGCCAUGGUGGUUUACUGGGUACUCAUGUCCAAUUUCCUCUUCAAUACAGGAAAGUUUAUUUAUAAUUAUGUUCAUCAUAUAAAUGUUACAGAUAUCAUUCCUGGUACAAAUGGGAGUAAUAAAGUGAUCUGUCCAGGUGAAAUUGACCAAGAUGAACAAGGAAACAAAACUUUGAUGUUUCUUUCUACCACAGAAGCAGGAUUUGAGGUGUUUGAAAGGUGGUGGAGCAAGUCAGGAACUGUCCCACUUUACCUGAUUGCCAUUCUUCUGCCUCUGCUGAAUUUUAAGUCUCCAUCAUUCUUUGCCAAGUUUAACAUCUUAGGUACUGUUUCAGUCGUGUAUCUCAUUUUCCUUGUUAGUAUGAAAGCGGUGCGUUUGGGAUUUCAUUUACAAUUCAACUGGAUUGAUAAGAGCCCAUACUUUGUGCCAGAAUUCAGGAUUUUGUUUCCUCAGCUAACAGGGGUGCUGACUCUGGCUUUCUUUAUUCAUAAUUGUGUCAUUACACUGCUUAAGAACAACAAGAAUCAGGAAAACAAUGUGAGAGAUCUUUCCAUCGCCUAUUUUCUGGUGGGUUUAACAUACCUCUAUGUUGGGGUAUUAAUCUUUGCUGCUUUUCCAUCUCCACCAUUGACCAAAGAAUGCAUAGAACAGAAUUUUUUAGACAAUUUCCCCAGUGAUGACGUCAUGUCAUUUCUUGGACGAAUAUUCCUGCUGUUCCAGAUGAUGACUGUAUACCCACUGCUUGGUUACUUGGCACGAGUCCAGCUUUUAGGACACGUUUUUGGGAAUGUUUACCCAAGUAUUUUCCAUGUGUUGGUUUUGAACAUUGCAGUUGUAGGCGUUAGCGUCACCAUGGCCAUGUUUUACCCUAACAUAGGCGGGAUCAUAAGAUAUUCCGGAGCAAUGUGUGGUCUGGCCUUUGUGUUCGUUUAUCCAUCCCUCAUCUACGUUAUCUCUUUGCAUCGGGAGGGGCAACUGACGUGGCUGACGCUGGUUGUUCACAUCUUGAUCAUCCUCCUGGGAGUGGCUAACCUGAUUGCACAGUUUCCACUGUGAAUAUGGAUCUAAUUUUGGAUCAGUUUUUCUUUCUUGGGAGAUACUCCGGGAGGCAUAAGAAGUUACUUUGAACAACAGAUCGUAGAAGAUGGAGGACCGCCUAUCUAUGGCAGUGAACUUUUUUUCCCAAAGGAAAGCUGUGCUUUAAAGAAACCUUCUUUAGGAAAUGGACAAUGUACUUGUGGAUCUGCUUCAUCAUAGCAAACUGAAUAGUCCAAGUGAAUUUAUGAUGUAACUAUACUGAUAACCAGCAGAAAUUGGUUCCAGUAAUUCCAUUUUAAAUUCAUAUUUGGGUAAAUGUAUAUUCUUUCACCCAUGGAAAAAGCUAUCCAAGAACUUUUUAUAGAAUAUUUUCAGACCAGAUUUAUGUUACAUGAUGUCCUUGCAAGUUAACAGAACGAAUGGACUUGCCUGUUAUUAAAGUUCAGCACUGUGGUGACAUAUGUCAAAAUAGUCUAAAAUUGGUUAGGAUAUUUAUUGGUGAAAUGUAGCACAGAUCAAAUGAUAAAAUGUAUUGGGUUUUUUUAAAAAAAGCUUUAUCUUUAUUCCGUUGACUUUUUAGAAGAUGUGAUAAAUACACUUUGUACUGGGAAAAGUGUUCUGCUAUUCAUGCACCAAUACCUAGAUUAUCUGGACAUGGCUGCAUGAUUACGGCACAACACAACAAUAGUUAUUGAAGUGACGAUCCUAGAUCUUCCUUACAUGCUUCCUGUGUUUGAAAGAACUUAGCUGCCAGCCUUAUUAGUUUGAACUGACUUUGAACUCCUAUAGUGUUUUGAAGGUGAACAUUAAUAUGAUCAUGUUGUCACAAGAGCCUGGCUUUAAAAUGUAUGUGUAUUGGCCUCUUGUUACAACAUGACAACCGGCAUCCUGCACAUCCAGUGUGUGCCCCUUUAGGAUUUCUCAAUCUGGAAACCCCGAAAGUUGGGAAACUGUAUUUGUCACUGCUUAUCUACACAUCACGUUUAAACAGAAGUGGAAUCCAAGUAUACAUAGAUGGACACCUGUGACAGACAGCUGCAAGGAUUUUAAGUGGAGAGUCCUAAUUCACCUUCACUCCCCAAUUCCUUGUUCAGAUACCACCAUCUCCGCUGUUCUGGGUUCAAGAGACAGUUGCCCCACCCUAGUAUUUUACCAUGUGGCUGCACAAUUUAUUUCUUGCUGCUUCUCCCAUCUCCAAACAGCCCUUGGAAUUGGUGGUGCAGGUAUUAUGUGAGGUGCACAACGGAUGACUGCACAGCCUUGUACGAUCCCUGCACUAAUUCAGGAUUGCUUUGCAGAGCCAGCAAAUGGAAACUCUGUGAAGUGCCGUCAGCUUUGGGAUCUCUCUUUGUAUAUGUGGCUUGACGUGAAUUAGAAAUAUGGGAAGCUGUAAACAGGAGGAAAAAUAAAUUGGUGCUACUUUAAUUUU
Molecule: messenger RNA, 3444 nt
Organism: Eublepharis macularius
Lineage: Eukaryota; Metazoa; Chordata; Lepidosauria; Squamata; Eublepharidae
Gene: SLC38A9
Product: solute carrier family 38 member 9
Exons: 17
Coding region: 354-2033 (559 amino acids)
Biological process (GO): amino acid transmembrane transport
Molecular function (GO): amino acid transmembrane transporter activity
Source: RefSeq, a predicted model, not a curated record